Bactrocera dorsalis (oriental fruit fly) is the source of this 523-nucleotide messenger RNA. Its product is annotated as cuticle protein LPCP-23-like. The record is from RefSeq and is a predicted model, not a curated record. Lineage: Eukaryota; Metazoa; Arthropoda; Insecta; Diptera; Tephritidae. The coding region runs from base 86 to 424 and encodes 112 amino acids. The transcript has 2 exons.
GAUGAAUUUCGUAUAAAAGCAAGUGGUUGACGAACAAUUGACAUCAAAGAAGUAUAAUCUUCAGCUAAACCCACAACCCAUCAAAAUGUUCAAAUUGUUCUCGGUCUGCUUCCUCGCCCUCUUCGCCGUUGCCUUCGGCGCUGCUAAGCCCGGUCUCUUGGCUGCUCCAUUGGCAUACUCCGCUCCAUUAGCGGCCGCCCCAGUUGCUGCUGCCUAUGCCGCUCCAGUCGCCGCUGCUUACUCCGCACCCCUCGCCUACACCGCAGGAUAUGCUGGUUACGUCGCACCUUACGCCAGCAGCUACUCCGCUCACUCGAUUGCCCACUCCGCCGCUUUCCCAGCUGCCUAUGCCGCCGCUCCAGUGGUUGCCGCGCCAGCGCCAGUCCUUGCUGCUGCCCCAGCUGUUGCUGUAUUGAAGAAAUAGAGGGAAUUUCGAGAAAGCAAUUUCCGAAACUAAUAUGGACCUUUGCAAUGAAAUAAAGCUGAUGAUUAGAAAAAUAUGAAACAAAACUUGUGCAUUUUU